AUGUCGUCCUGGGACCAGCCUCUCUCCCUCUGGGAGAAGAUGCGGGAGGCUCUGAAUCGCCUCGCAGUUCUCGCGACAGUAUUGAGGACCGCCGUCACAGGCAUCUUCCGGGGCCAGAGUGGUGCCAAACAGUACUCAGUCCAUGUGGCCUGCGCGGCGGUGCGAAGGACGUGUGUCACGUAUACCCCAAGGCAGUUGCAGACCAAGGACCUCCCCACCGACGAAGCAUACCGGCAGUUCAUGGCCGCACAGGGUCUCCCACCGGACACCGUCCCCCUCAAGCACGGUGCCCAAGGCCACUGGAUAGGCGACAAGAACGCCAAAACCGUCGUCGUCUACUACCAUGGCGGCGGCUUCUUCCUAAACGCCUACCCCGAGCACUUCCGCUUCGUCAGACAUGUCGUCAAACGCCUAGACAACAACAUCGCCUUCUUCUUUCUCAGCUACACGCUCACCCCCCACGCCGCUUACCCCGUCCAGCUCCGGCAAUCCGUCGAAGCCCUCCGCUAUAUCCUCACCGAGACGGACCGCUCCCCCGCCAACGUCGUCCUAGGCGGCGACUCCGCAGGCGCAAAUCUCGCCCUUGCGGUCCUCCUCCAUCUCUCCCAUCCCCAUCCCGACAUCGAGCCUCUGCAGCUCUCCCAGCCCCUAGCCGGGGUAUUCGGCCAUGCGCCCUGGCUGAGUUACAGGACGGACGGCCCUUCCAUGCACGAAAACACAUAUAAGGACAUGAUCUGCGUCGAGGCUCUGGAUAAAUGGUCCACAUAUUAUCUUGGGAACAAGGGCGGGGAUGCCUGGAGUGAACCGGCGACAGCUCCCGCGGAGUGGUGGGGGGAUGCCAAGACAGAGCAGGUUCUCAUUGUUGCUGGGGGGAAUGAGGUCUUGCUGUCGACAAUUGGGGAGUUUGUGGAGAAGAACAAGAACGUCCUCCCUAAUCUGGUGUACGUCGUGGGAGCGGGCGAGACGCAUGCGUCGGCGAUCUACGCGGCAGAUCUGGUGGGCCAUGACACUCAGCAGGGUGAGGCGAUUGUCAAUUGGUUGGGUGCGAAACUGUGAUUCAAGUACAGAGUACUGGGAAGGAAUGAUAUGGCUUAUUUGAAGGGAUGG
This is a messenger RNA of Aspergillus heteromorphus CBS 117.55, 1107 nucleotides long. Its product is annotated as putative 6-hexanolactone hydrolase. NCBI's taxonomy places the organism in Eukaryota, Fungi, Ascomycota, Eurotiomycetes, Eurotiales, Aspergillaceae. Gene Ontology annotation, molecular function: hydrolase activity. The record is from RefSeq and is a predicted model, not a curated record. The coding region runs from base 1 to 1056 and encodes 351 amino acids. The transcript has 4 exons.